Salvelinus namaycush (lake trout) is the source of this 2325-nucleotide messenger RNA. Its product is annotated as glucose-induced degradation protein 8-B homolog. Bases 196 to 885 code for a protein of 229 amino acids. The record is from RefSeq and is a predicted model, not a curated record. NCBI's taxonomy places the organism in Eukaryota, Metazoa, Chordata, Actinopteri, Salmoniformes, Salmonidae. Gene Ontology annotation, biological process: proteasome-mediated ubiquitin-dependent protein catabolic process; positive regulation of canonical Wnt signaling pathway. The transcript is spliced from 5 exons. Gene Ontology annotation, cellular component: nucleus; cytoplasm. Gene Ontology annotation, molecular function: protein binding.
UGUAUGUCAGUUUACAAUACAGCUGUCUAUUAUAUUUCAUAUAGAUAAUGAUUGUUAUUAUUUAUUGUAUUGUACUUUUCGUUCCUGUGUCAAAUUGAGCUUUCGGAUGUUAAAAUUACACGUUGGUGGGUGAUGCACCAACAAGCAGCUUGCUAGCUUAACGUUAGCAAACAACACAAGUCAUUUCAGGAUCCAAUGAUGAGUUACAUGGAAAAGCCUGAAGAUAUUACGAAAGACGAAUGGAUGGACAAACUGAACAAUGUACAAAUACAGAGGGCUGACAUGAACCGGCUUAUUAUGAAUUACCUGGUGACAGAGGGGUUUAAAGAGGCAGCUGAGAAGUUCCGGAUGGAGUCUGGGAUCGAGCCCAGUGUGGACCUGGACUCGCUGGAUGAGAGGAUAAAGAUCAGAGAGAUGAUCCUAAAGGGGCAAAUACAGGAGGCCAUCGCACUCAUCAACCGCUUACACCCAGAACUGCUUGACACCAAGCGCUACCUGUAUUUUCACCUGCAGCAACAGCACUUGAUUGAGUUAAUCAGGCUGCGGGAGACGGAGUCUGCGUUGGAGUUUGCCCAGACACAGCUGGCAGAGCAGGGGGAGGAGAGCAGGGAGUGCUUGACAGAGAUGGAGAGGACGCUGGCUCUUCUUGCCUUCGAUACCCCAGAGGAGUCGCCCUUUGGAGACCUGCUUAACAUGAUGCAGCGACAGAAGGUGUGGAGUGAGGUGAACCAGGCUGUGUUGGACUAUGAGAACAGGGAGUCAACGCCCAAGCUGGCCAAGCUACUCAAGCUGCUGUUAUGGGCUCAGAACGAGCUGGACCAGAAGAAAGUAAAAUACCCCAAAAUGACAGACCUCAGCAAAGGCAUUAUUGAGGAUCCCAAGUGAAAUGACGAGCAGUGACAUGGACUACCAUACUUCCUUUCUCCUAUUUAUAAUCCGUGAAAGACUGGAUGAUAACGGGAAAAUAACAUGUAUAUAAAUACUUUUUUCAUGUUGCAUAUAUGAGAGGACUUAAUUGAGUGUGCAAAUGCUAUAUGGCUGUAUUUAAAGAAAAGAAAAAGUGACACACUGAUUUAAACAUUCAAGAGUACCCACAUUUAUAUACACUUUAAGAGACCACACGUUUAUAUUUGAUUACCUGAGAAAUUGGUAUGAAUCACUUUUACUUGAGUGUCAUGGUCGGUUCUGAAUAUAAUUAAAUUCGUUUUUUAAGCCACUGAGUUGAGUGUAGGUGUUAAGAUUUUAUACAAACCAUAUAGUUUGUUAAAGGUCCAAUGUAGCUGUUUUUUAUCUCAAUAUCAAAUAAUUUCUGGGUAACAAUUAAAUACCUUACUGUGACUGUUCAAUUAAAGUGGUCAACAAGACACAAAUAGAUUCUUGGUGAAGAGCAAUUCCUCAAGCAAGAAUUUUGCAAGGAUUGUCUAGGAGUGAUCUGAGUGGGGAGGGGGAAACUGAACUAUCUAUUGACAGAGCUCUUUCUUAUUGGUGAUGUUACCAGACAGGCCAAAACUCUGAGGCAGUCUUUUCAAACAGCUCUUACACUAUCACCGUUUUCAAAAUGUCACAGUAUUUCAACCUCAAUUGUAGAAAUAUGUAUAUUGAACACAGGAAAUAUAUUUGUUUUAAUGCACUGGGCCUUUUUAAGCCUAAAUUAGGCUCCUAUGUAAAGGACAGAGGGGAAUAUAGGCUAAAUGCUAUUUUAAUUUUUUUGUAAGUGUUUGGGUCAUGUGGGAAAGGCCAGGUAACAGUUAUCUACAGUAAUUUGAUUGGUUAAAAUGGCAAGUCUAUCUUCUGGACAUCUGGUCUUAACCUGUCUACUGAUGGAUGAAAUUAUUACACACACACAUGGAAAUACGGGUUUCUUUUAAAUGGUUGACUGAGUUUACAUUCCCUUCUGUGUUUGAAAGAUACCUGAAGCUCUGCCGUGUAGGUUAUAUUGAGGCAUGAAAACUUGUAGCUGGAGGGUGAAAACCUUCACCUUUCAUAGUAUAAAGGCUCUCCUACAGAAGUAGAGAAGUUGGUGUAAGGUACCCAUGACCAGAUUGCUAUUAAGAGUUAGUAACCAGUCUGAAUUUGUACAUUUACUGCACAGAGGCAUGUGGUGUAAAUAUUGUUCAAUGGGUGAAAGUCACUGUAGAAGUGCCCAUUUCUUGUUUAUGUUGUGAUAUUUGUUUAUUUUUUUACCUGCUGCUAAAUGUCAAUUUCAUUGUAUGAUCAGACAAUGUGAUUAUGCACAGACUACAGAGAACUCCCUUCCCUUGUAUUGUUGGGUGUUUUUGAGGUCAAAUGUGCACAUAUAGAAAUAAACUUUUCUGAGUUUUUAUU